Molecule: messenger RNA, 2182 nt
Organism: Gordionus sp. m RMFG-2023
Lineage: Eukaryota; Metazoa; Nematomorpha; Gordioida; Chordodea; Parachordodidae
Product: TBC1 domain family member 15-like
Exons: 15
Coding region: 35-2092 (685 amino acids)
Biological process (GO): activation of GTPase activity
Molecular function (GO): GTPase activator activity
Source: RefSeq, a predicted model, not a curated record
CAUUCAUACAUCUAAAAACUAGUAGAUAGUGGUAAUGAUUGACGAAAAAGAUAAAAUAAUAUUUGAAUUAAAAAACAUAUAUUUAAAUCCUACAGCCAGUCAAAAUCAAACUAAUCCUGAAUUGCAAAUUUCUGGAACAUUGAAAAUAUGUGAAAAUCAAUUUGGACCUUAUCUGUUAUGGCAAAGAAUUAAUUAUAACAAGCACACCGAUGGAGAAUGGGAUUUUAUAAGUAAUACAGAAGCAGAUUUUGUACCAAGAUCCCCCUUUGUUAAAAUAAAUUGUGUUGAAGAUUCAAAUAUUGAUUAUCAUAAUAAAUUAGAUUCCGAUCACAUGGAAAAUUCUUUAUACUCAAAAGAUAAUAUAAAAUCAAUUGAAAACAAGGAAAAUAUUGAUCAAAUUAAUAAAAAUGAAACUUUAAAUGAUCCAAAUCAAAAUAAUUUGAACUUGCACAGAUCAAUUGGCAUUAAAUUUAUUAGAUUUGAGUUAUAUGACUUGCAAUGUUAUAGAUGCAUCACUCCUAAAUUCAAUUUAUCAGAUAAUAAUGAAGAUGUUAAUACUGAUAAGAUUGGUUCUGAAAACAUAUUGUAUACUGAUGAAAAUAGAUUGCCCAAAACACAAUUAAAUCCUCCUUAUUUUAUAUUUAUACUCAAAGAUGGCACAACAUAUCCUCCACUUCAAUUUUCAGAUAGCCACAAUUCAGACAAAUUUGUCCAAUGCUUGCUUAAUUAUUUAGAAAUCAAAAGAUCUUACAAAGAAAACGAUAUGUACAUUGUGAAGGAUCAUCGGGCAAUAGCUCUAGAAAAAUCAUUUAACGAAUUAAAUUUAUUCGGUGGUAAAGCAGACGAUUUUGUUUCGAAAUUUUUUAAAGACCCUUACACUACUACCUUCAAUGGAUUCUCUAAAGUUGCUCAAUUAGUAUAUGAUUCAUUGACCUUGCCCCAACCAAGCGAAGGUUUUAUCGAAAAUAAUUGUAUAAAUAAUGUUAAUCAUGAUAAUGGUAAAGAUAUAACACUUCUCGUCAACCAAAUAUCCUUAAACAAUAGAAAUAUGGACGUAAUUAGCACCGAUAGCGAUUUUCAAUUAGUCAAUUGUACUGUAUUGCCUAAUAAGCCCGAAAUACAAAGGAGUGACCCAUUGGGCAAACAAGAUUGGCUCAAGAAUUUUGAUUCGCAGGGCUGUUCUCUGCACACCGACAGAAUCAAACAAAUCAUAUUUAAAGGGGGCGUUUGCGAUGAAAUACGCAAGGAUGUUUGGAAGUAUCUGUUAAAUUAUUUUCCCUGGGACUCGACUAAUCAAGAAAGGGUAGAACUAGUCAAGACUAAAAAAGACAAUUAUUAUCGUAUAAAAUUGCAAUGGAAGUCUAUAGACGAGGAACAGGAAAAAAAUUUCAGCAAAAUCCGCGAAAGGAAAAGUUUGAUAGAAAAAGAUGUCCAUCGAACGGAUAGAACUCAUCCAUAUUUUUACGGGAAUAGAAAUCCUCAUCUAACUAUGCAAUACGAUAUCCUAAUGACUUACACAAUGUAUAACUUCGACAUAGGUUACGUUCAGGGUAUGAGCGAUUUAUUGACUCCAAUACUCGUGGUUAUGGAUGAUGAAGUCGAUGCCUUUUGGUGUUUCGUUUAUUACAUGGAACGAUUGCAAAAUAAUUUCCAUCUCGACCAGGAAUCCAUGAAAAUACAAUUGAUUCAACUUUACAACCUUUUAGCUUUCCUGGACCCACAUUUCGCGAUUUAUUUAGACAAACACGAAUCCGGAAAUUUGUACUUUUGCUUCCGGUGGCUGCUUAUUUUAUUCAAAAGGGAAUUCUCAUUCAAUGACGUGAUGAGACUUUGGGAAAUAUUUUGGACUGAUCUACCCGGGAAAAAUUUUCAUUUGCUCUUUUGCCUAGCUUUAUUGGAAGAAGAAAAACACACGAUAAUGGAAAAUAGGUUCGGAUUGACAGAAAUAUUAAAACACAUUAACGACAUAGCGAAUACGAUAGAUUUGGAAAAAACGCUAAAAUCUGCAGAAGCUAUAUGGUAUCAAAUUUAUGAAUGCAAGACGUUGCCUACGAAAAUUGCCGAUAUCUUAGGACUGCCCUUACGUCCAUGAAAUACUUUUUUUUAAACAUUGAUUUAUAGAGAAGUUUGCGAUGGCUAAUAUAUAUAUUUAUAGACUAAAUUUUACUAAUAAAUAAAAUUA